This is a messenger RNA of Orbilia oligospora ATCC 24927, 924 nucleotides long. RefSeq lists its product as uncharacterized. Lineage: Eukaryota; Fungi; Ascomycota; Orbiliomycetes; Orbiliales; Orbiliaceae. The transcript is spliced from 3 exons. The record is from RefSeq and is a predicted model, not a curated record. Bases 1 to 924 code for a protein of 307 amino acids.
AUGAACAGCUGUCAAGCGUACAUUCCUCCGUCUGCAAGAGACUUACAAGCUCGCCAAUCUGCAAUUGCUGGCUGCAAAGAAUGGUUUACGACAUUCCUUGGUGAUACUUGUACGACGGUGGCCGUAUUGAACGAUAUCACGGUCGAUGAUUUUAUCAAAUGGAACCCGUCCCUUAAGAAAGGGGUAUGCGAUGAAGUUAUUCUCCCGGGUACCCAUUACUGUGUGGGAAUCCAGCAGGCCACCACAAUGACUACGACUACGGCGAAACCCACGAAACCCACAACUACAGGGAACGGCGUUUCCACUCCCAGCCCAAUCCAAACCGGCAUGAUCAAAACUUGUAACAAAUUCCAUCUUGUUGCAGAGGGGCAAAGCUGUCCCAACAUCGUUUCAAAAUAUCCAGGCAUUAGCAUUGACCUCUUAUUCAAGUGGAAUCUAGCUGUUGGAAAGACUUGCACGGGGAUGCGGGCAAAGGCCUAUAUUUGUGUUGGUGUUAUCGGCGGUACGCCCACUACAAAGGCUAUGACAACGGCAGCAAAGACUAUCUUCAACCGUAACAAGAGUGUCAAAUCAGUUCUCAGGAGCUUUUUCGGUUGGAAUCUAUCCGGUAAAGGUAGUUGUAUGCAUGUGAAGACUUGCUUGCGGCGUUAUAUUGUAUCGUCGGUCCCGCAUGCUGCCCCAACCCCUACCAACAAGCCCAAAAAAACUGGAGUGAAUCCGACCCCGACUCCCGUUCAGCCGGGUCAAAUCAAAGGCUGCAAAGAAUGGGUAUACGUCAAAUUAGGCCAAAUCUGUCAGGAUAUCAUUGACUCAAAGCCAGCUUUGAAGCUUACGAUGACGCAAUUGUAUACUUGGAAUCCCGCAAUCGGUAGGGCCUGUUCUGACAUGUGGGCGGGGGCCUACCUGUGUGUUCGGGUCAAAUAA